Molecule: messenger RNA, 5816 nt
Organism: Branchiostoma floridae (Florida lancelet)
Lineage: Eukaryota; Metazoa; Chordata; Leptocardii; Amphioxiformes; Branchiostomatidae
Product: EH domain-binding protein 1-like
Exons: 29
Coding region: 498-4565 (1355 amino acids)
Molecular function (GO): protein binding
Source: RefSeq, a predicted model, not a curated record
CAUUGAUGGUCACGUGACGAAAUUAGGUCACCUAAUGUAUGCUAAGAUGGAGGAUGACCUCCGGUUUGUAUUUAGAAUUUCCCAGAAAACUCUUUAAAUCAUAGACACCCGUGUCAUAUCCGCACGGAAGGAGCUAGGGACUUUGGAGAAUACACCCAUGGUCAAGUCGGAUUUCAGCAUCGGCACAAUGCAGAAGUGAUGACAUCAUCGGGCAUUUCUGGACAUUUAAAGAAGCAAGGCCUCGUGGACGGCAAGUCUGUCAUAUGACCUAAUGAUAAAAACUGUUGAACAAAUGGGCCUUAAAUGGCAUGCCGUGCCUUCCAAUAUCUGAUGCAUUACUAGGAAACAAUACCUGACUCCAGCUGUUGACCUGUGACAAACUAGACACACUCAACCCAACUGCUACCAGUAUUAUUUGAGCCUGAUCAAAAACGUCCAUCACAAGUGGUCAUUAUACAGUGUACGAGGUACAAUCAAUAGUCCACGCUGUUACAAACAUGGGCUCUGUCUGGAAGAGGCUUCAGCGCGUCAACAAGAAAGCGGCCAAAUUCCAGUUCAUCGCCUCGUAUCAGGAACUGACGGUGGAAUGCACUAAGAAGUGGCAACCAAACAAGCUGUGUGUACUGUGGACAAGAAGGAUACGGAAGAAUUACAGCAAGCUGCACACAUGGCAGCCAGGCAUCAAGAACCCGUACAGGGGGGCGGUGGUGUGGCCGGUACCAGAGAAUGUGGAGAUCACAGUCACACUCUUUCAGGAUCCCAAUAACCCAGAGUGGGAUGACAAGGAAUGGACAUUCGUAAUAGAGGAUGAGUCCAAGACUGGGAAACGGAGAAAGUUAGCCACAGCCAACAUCAACAUGAGGGAAUAUGCUAGUGCAAUCCCAACUCAACAGGAGCUCAAGCUCAAGCUGCGACCACUCACCAAGAAAGUGGUGUCUGCUACCUUACACUUCACCCUGUCAUGUGUCUUCCUCAGAGAGGGAAAGGCCACAGAUGAGGACAUGCAGAGCAUUGCCAGCCUUAUGAGCUUCCACCAACCAGAUAUCGGCAAUAUCGAUGACUUUGAGGACGAGGAGACUGCCGACACCUCGGCUCAGAGGGAAGAGGUUAACGCACAGUACGCCGACCUGAUGGCAAAAUUACGGCAGAUUGAUGAUGAAGAACAGGAAGAUGAAGGAAAUCCCUUUUCUGAACCAAAGGAAGUCACGACGGUAAUAGUAGUGCGUAACGGUGAAGCUACAGUACAGCCUUGCCAAGAGUCCCAUAAAGACAGGCAAACCAUGAGCACUCCUCUAGCUGCUGAGAAAGACAUUGGAGUUAAACAAAUAACAAAGCCUGACAAGCAGUCAGACGAGCCUGUGCCAAGCACCUCUCAAUGGGUCAAAGAAAAGGUGGUACGGUCCACUGUAGUCAGUAAUGAAGAGAAACAGUGUGGUGUCCCUCAGCCAGCGGUCAACGACGAUAAAGGUGUCCCCAAGAAAGCGUCUGAAGAUCGGGACAAACUGUCAGAAGCAACAGUUCACAAUGACGCCGUUCCUAACCCCUUGAAUGACACUACCUCUAUGGGAGCCCCCGAUGCCACAUCCCGCAAUUCUCUCAGUGAUUCAAGACAUGAUAACGACAAGCCUGUCGAGGCAAACCAAUCAGAAACUAAUGAUGAAGAUGACCCUGAAAAUGCCGGACUUCCAACGUCCCUUUUCCAGAAGUGCAAGGCGAAGUCAUCGCCAAAAGCCUCAGUCGGUGACAACUUUGAAGAAAGCAUUCCCUACAUGGAUGAGGAAGAGGAGAAAAAUCCUUUCGCAGAAGACAUCAAAGAACCCAAAAGAAAAGAUUCUCUAAAUCCGUUUGAUGAGCCAGAGGAGACGACAAAUCCUUUUGAUGCUCCUAGCAAACCGUCAAAUCCGUUUGACGAGUCAGGUUCCACAGAAGGGCUGGAGACAGCUAAGAGUGAGGCUGAUCCUCUACCUAAAGCACCCAAGAGGAAGAAAAAGAAGAAGAAGGACAAAGACAAGGACUCUGGGGUGGACCUGUCCAGGUAUCUGUUUGGGUUUGGAGGUGGUGGGGACAAGGUGAAAGGGUCUAAAGACUCUAAACCAUGUGAGGUGGAGGAAGAGCUAGAUGAAAGCAACCCUUUCCAUACACCACCUUCACCAGCAGAGGAGAGGAGCGUAGAUAUUGUCAAAAGAAGGUCCUCGGAGGGCAAAAAAGAACAGAAGACACCGUCCCCAAAGAAGGAAGCCCCCAGACCACCUAGCCCCAAGACUCCCACGCCCAAGCCAAGGACCAGUCUAGAAAAGAAGGAAUCUCAGAAGGAAUCUCCCCAAGAAAUUGACACUUCGCAAGCAGAGAAGGAGAACAAGAAUGAGGAGAGCACUCCAAAGAUGAGUAAGAAGCCUUCUGCAACACAAGACCUGUUGGAGUGGUGCAAGGAAGCCACCAAGGGGUACCGAGGGGUCAAAGUUACCAACUUCACCACGUCAUGGAGAAAUGGCCUCGCGUUCUGUGCCAUCUUACAUCACUUCCAGCCCAACAUGAUUGACUUUUCCUCCUUGUCACCACACGACAUCAAAGGAAACAAUAAAAAGGCUUACGAGGGAUUUGCAGAGGUGGGAAUCCCCAAGCUGUUGGAGCCGUCUGAUAUGGUGCUGCUCGCCGUGCCUGACAAGCUGACUGUGAUGACAUACUUGUACCAGAUCAGGACACACUUCACAGGGCAGGAGCUGGAGGUUGUUGGCCUGGAGGACUCCAGUCAGAACAGUAAGUACAUAGUGGGGAGUUUCAGCACAGACGAGGCCAUCUCCCCAGACACCUUUAACCAGGAGGUCAUCAGCUCCAGAGAACCACUAGAGACAGACACCGACCAGGACCCCAGCUGUGUGGAACCUACCACAGAGCCAGAAGUACCAUCUUCACCCAGUUCUCAUGAGCCCCACAGCCCAGAUGGCAUGGCCAACGGUGAACUCAGCGAAAGGAAGAGAAGAAAAAGCGGGAGCAAAAAGGACAGGCACAGGAGUGGGAGCAUAGAGGGUGAGAAGAAGAGACACACGAGCGGGUCGGGCAGCGAGGGGCCGGGAUCCCCGGCCUCGGAAGACCAGGUGAAUGGUGAGGACGAGGGAGACAAAAAGAGGUCUCCAACCAAGUUUGGGUUUUCCUACACGCCGUCGUUCGGUAAGGGUGAACUGGCACAGAAGCUGAGGUCUUCCUUCAAGAGGAAAAGUAAGGACCAUGACAAGGAGCACGACACAGACACAACAGAGGAGACCACUAAGACAAAAAGAACACUUCCCCAGAUACCCAAGUCUGCUAGUUUCCAAGACGGCCCAUUGUCAAGACAUGACGAGCUGAAGGAAAGAGCGCGCCUUCUGCUGGAACAGGCCCGGAAGGAUGCAAUUCAGAAGAAGUCAGCUGCACUACAGAGGCGUAAUACUGAGUCAGCCAGGCCUGCAAACUCGGAAUCACCUGAUGAAGAGGAUGAGGAAGAGAGGCAGAGACAGCUGCGUGAGCGGGCCAGGUUGCUGAUAGCUGAAGCCCGUGCUGGCAUUAACAAACCCCAGCUGCCUGGGCUGGACGGCUCCACUUCUCCACACAAGGGGGUGACCAGAUCCGUGUCUGCUGCAGGCUUUCAGUUUUAUCAGUUUGGGACCAAGGUGCCAAGCCAGAGUCAAAGCCCUGAUUCGGGUUCGGGUGAGGGUCUUAUAGGUGCCUUGAACAGGAUGAGCAGUGGGCGUGGCAGUGCCAGCAGGGCCGACCUGAAGCUGAAGAAGCUGAUGUUGGCACGGCCAGGACUGGCCAACACUCUCGCUGACACCGCCAACAAACUGGAGAAAGAGAAGACGAGGUCACCUGAGAAUUACGAGCCCGGAGCUGUCAUCUAUGUGGGGAGGGAGGGGAGCAAGAAGGGCACCAAGGGCGGGGAGGGCGACAGUCCCAGCAAGGUAUCACCGACCUCCAGGACAAAACUGCAGUCCUUCAGCGACAUCAUGGAGGGACGGGCGGCCAGCCCGCUGCAGGGACAACUCAUCACGGAAGAAAACGAACCUCAACCGGAACCGGAGGAGCAAGACAUGUUGAGUGCCAGUGAGUACGUGACUGGUGAACUGUGUGCCUUGGACAACGAGCAGGAUCAGAUCGACAACAGGGCAGCUGCCCUAGAGAAGCAGCUGCGCACGGCGAUGAAUGACAAAGCUUCUAACAAGGAAGAUGAGGAGAGACUGAUGCAGGAGUGGUUCCUGUUGGUCAACAAGAAGAAUGCUCUGAUCCGCAGACAGACGCAACUCAACAUUUUGGUGAAGGAAGAUGAUCUGGAGAAGAGAUUUGACCUUCUGAACCGAGAGUUGCGAUCCAUGAUGGCACUGGAAGAGUGGGAGAAAACAGAGGCUCAACAGCAGAGAGAGAAACGUCUGCUGGAAGAGCUGGUUUACCUGGUCAACAAGAGGGACGAGCUUGUGCAGAAACUGGAUGAACAAGAGAGAGUGGCUGUUGAAGAGGAGGAACAUGUGACGACUACUCUAGAGCGGAACAAGGGCAAUCUUGUGAAGGAAGAGAAGAACUGUGUCAUACAGUGAAGCUGUAGAUGGCUCAAGUCUCAAGGGGAUUCACCCGCUCCGCUGAAGACGGAUUGAUAACUGAAAUAGCCUGAGUACUUCUCUGUCUCCUUGCUUUGUUGCCCCGGAGUGAUGAUAUGGAGACAUUUUUGUAGAUUGAUCAUGUUUUGAUAAUUGACGUUUCCUGAUGCGGUUUGUUAUCUGGCUAUUAGACUGCUUGUACCACAACUCACCAGUGAUGUACACUGGGUACAGAAGAAUAUGCGACCAUUCAGAUGAGUGAAAUUCUAUAGUCUUUGAUAAGAUAGAGUUCAUGAUACCACUUAAAAAAUAAGAAAGCUCAGACAUAUCUUUUCAUUGUCUUAUUCACUUGUAACAUUCUUACAUUGCUGUUGCCACUCACUCACCAGUGGUUUAAUAUAGAAGGUCCCCUGACCUGACAGUGACUCCACUUUUGUUCGCCUUGAUGUUUAUGUUUGAAACUCAUGUCAGACUCUAAACAAAGCAUGUGUGGGUACUAUUUACGCAGAGAAUUUGUUCCUAUAUUUGUUCUAGUUUCUGUGUGUUUUAAUGUUUGUUCUUAAGAAGAAAAGCUCUGUUCUUCCCAUGUGUCCGCAUGACCACUUGUUGACGGCGUCUUUGUCGAGAACACUAGUAUCACCAGGUGCAACAAUAACAGUCAGGAGGAAUUUAUUCAUUGAUGUAUAUAUUUAUAGGUUGUUGCUUUAAUGUAACAAAUGUGUUGAACUGUUCACUUAAAUGUGUACUAAUGAACAGACUGUGAGCCAGUUCGUGUUAUUGUAUGUAUUGUAUGAUGUAACAUGUUAUCUGGUUUCAACGUUAACAGAAAUAUGACAGCGUGUCCUUGCCCUUUUUCGCUAAUUGGUUUAACUCGGAGAUGCCCUUCUCUGUCAGCAUUUCAAUUUUACAAGGUUGGAAUGAAAUGAUGAGGUUUGAUGUGCAUGGUAAUGCCCUCCCCUUAACAGAGAUGGCAACAUUUGUGAGCUGCUUAACCGUAAUGCCUUGAUGCUAGUGUCAGAGGAAGCCCUGCUCAGAGGAAUUGCAAUGAGCUGAUACUCGUUUGAUAAUAAAAGGCUCAGUGAAACUGUAUUGUUGCUGUUAAGCGAUAAGUGUUUGGUAUGUUUGUAACAUAACAUAACAUAACUGGAAAUGUUCCUGAGACAGAAGGACCUUGUUUGCCAGUGACUGCCUUUAGAGUUCAGUGCCUUUACAGUAAGAUGAAAGAUGUAAAUGACUGGCACCAAGGUUGCU